AUGCCCAGAUUGGAGCACGAUCUCCAGGGUCCGUCAGAUCAUGUCCUGAUCUGUACGGAUCUUGAUAUCGGUCCCGAACCACCUGGAUCUGGGCAAUGGACAAUUAAACCCAGAAGCGAGGCUGAGAAGUCUUUCAUUUCAGACAUUCUCUGGGAUCUUGCAACUAUUCCUGUCGCAGCCCUGGCAACCAAGGAAGGCAUUGAAGCUUUAGCCGAUGCUAUCGUGACAGCGUUCUUGGACGCAUGGCUUGCCCACUCGACCAAGUCCAAAGCUACCAAGUGCUCCAAGUCCUGGUGGACGGACGAGUGCUUGGAGACAUUCAGACUCUUCUACAUUAAGGUGGUGCCACUCAACACAAUGCUACUCUCCUUUGUGGACAAUGGGACCAUUUUGGCCCAAUCCAAACAACUCGAUGAUAAUAAUGUGGGCCUGCGUAAGGCCUACAAAAUUAUCUACCUUCUCUUUGUUGGUUUUGCGCUCGUUCUUGAACACGACAAGACCGAGUUGUUCCACUUUUCAUGUCGGCGAGACGCCUAUAAUCCCUUGCUGGAUCUGGGGUACUUGGGCUUCUACUUUGACCGUGGGCUCACCUUUCAUGAGCACAUUUGCUACUAUGCCACCAAGGCAUUCACCACCAUGCAGGCCAUGUGCAUGCUCGGGAACUCCACUAGAGGUCUCUCGCCUAAACAGCAGCACCUCCUCUAUAGAUCUUGCAUGGUUCCUAUUGCCACGUACAGUUCUUGUCUCUGGUAUUUUGAUGGUGCCUGUAACAAGGGCACCAUGAACCAGCUCAAAUGGAUGCAGCAGAAAGCUGCUCUUUGGAUCACAGGUGCAUUCCGCACCUCGCCCACAGGCGGUCUUGAGGCCUUGGCAGGUCUCAUCCCCGUCCAUCUUAUGCUGAAGAAGUUGGCCACAUGUGCAGUGUACUGUGUUGCCACCCUCUCGGAAACUCACCCUCUAUGCUCCAUGAUGGGCGAGAGACUCCUCAAGCGGGCUGUACCACAUGCCCACUCAGCUGCCUUGAUGACCCUAGCUAUGCGAGGGAGAGUCAAGAGCACCAUUAUGGAGGUGGAUGAGCGUGUCCACACCUUAACUGAGAGCUUCACGCCCUUUGUGCCUGAAGCUCGCCCUGGUGAUCGGUUACUGGACCGUUUUGCAGACCGUCUCCAUUUUGACGAGCGCAAUCCUACCCAGGAUAGGCGCCCAUAUCUAGACAAGCUCAUCGCGAAAGUGAGGGCUGACCCUUUGACAGUACUGGCUGCAACUGAUGGCUCUGUCCCUCAGUCCAAUCAGUAUCAGGCAGCUUCGGCUGCCAUCAUCUACAAGGGACACCGUGAGCUCAAAAAGACCCACUAUGUCUCUGGCAGAGUGACCACUCCUGAUGCGGAACUCAAUGCCAUUGUGUGCGCAGUGCGCCUUGCUGUCAAGCAGGCAAACUGCCAACAUAUCAUGGUCUUUACGGACUCCAUGGGCUCGGCCCAUAGAGUGGUAGACCCCUCCAUACACUCUGGCCAGGCUUUCAGUCUGUCAGUCUGUUGCGCACUCCAGGAGUGGUUUGCAGCGGAUGACCUCUGCCGCAUCACCUUCAUUUACGUUCCAUCUGCUUUGUGGUGGGACAUUCAUGGUGAAGCACACAAGUAUGUCACUGAACUCAAAGUCAGGGUUGGACAUCGCAAGACGGACAAUUCUAUAGACGUGCUGCACUCUCGAGCCGCGCACUCAGUCCUGGAUUCGUGGAGUUCCACUUUCCAGGAUCCGACUUACCGAGGCUCUGAAUUGUUAGAGCUUCAAUGGCCUGACGGGCAGCCAAUUCAGCCAUCGUACCUCAAUGGGGGACCUUGGCUCUCAACCUUCGGACACAGUCUCACUGAGUUUGCUCACGUCUGCCAGUGCAUAACUGGCCACGUGCCCAUUGGAGUGUACUACCAUCGCUUCAAGAUUAAUGAGCCUCAUGGCUGCACUUGUGGGGCUGCCUUGCAGUCCCGCCAGCACGUCCUCUUUUGCUGCCGCAAUAGAUAUUCUGUACACUAA
Cyclocybe aegerita is the source of this 2031-nucleotide messenger RNA. NCBI's taxonomy places the organism in Eukaryota, Fungi, Basidiomycota, Agaricomycetes, Agaricales, Hemipholiotaceae. The record is from the annotation of a GenBank genome assembly.